CAGCCCUUUGGACGCUGAUGAUCGCAAAUAUUUUUCAGGUUAACCGGCGGGCAAUCGUUGGGUGAUCUGUUUGACAAACCACUUCAAGCAGUUGUUAUGGAAACGCAAUUGAUUAUAGUGGCGCGAAUAAGUAACACAUUUCCGAACAACACCUUGCGCCUUUAGGGAACUACGAAUUUUACUUUUCAUCUGGCGUAGAGAGCCUUUCGGAAACCUUAAAACAACCCGCGCAGAGUUUGGUUUCUAUUUUUUUCCUCGAGAGCCUCAGAAGGAAGAACUUUUUAAGCUUUUAUGAAUGGAUAGAGACUAAAUUUUUUUUUUCAGCUUUCAAUUAGCACCUUCAAGGCGGUCGACGGCGUGUUAAACUCACCUCUUUUCGACAAAAAAAAACAUUUCGUGUCUUGCCAGGAAAAUCGUUGAUUUUAUCAAUGUUCGAGUAAGAGAAAUGACGGUGGAGAUUACCCAACUCACAAGCGAAGAACUUCGCAUUAUGCGAACAGCGUUCAACAUUUUUGACAGAAAUGCAGACGACCAAAUCGAUCAGGCAGAGUUUGGCAGCUUGAUUCGAGCAAUCGGCUUCAACGCCAGCAAUCAUGAAAUAGAUGAAAUUCUGAAGAAAUUUGAUAAAAAUAAAGACGGAGUUAUUGAUUUUCAGGAGUUUAUCAGCAUGGCCAAGCAUUUUGAAGGAUGUGGGAAGGACGAAAUGGAACAAAACUUGCGACAAGCUUUCAGGUGAUAGAUAAGUAACUCCAUUACUCAUAUCGUAGGCUUCUUGUCAAAGCAUGUUGUGAUCGUAAAUGGAUAUCGAUAAAUUUAAAUUUUCCGCUUACAGCUCAAUGUAGUUGCACGAACUUGAAAACGAAAAAUCAAAUCUCUGAGGUACUUCGUAGGUUUUUUUCUUUUAGUAGGUGGAAGGGAUGUUUAAUAUCUCUGUGCCCGUUGCAAUAAUCAAAUCGAGGAAGCGUCCAUUUUAUUGACGUUGUAUCGUUUCACGUUUGUUUCUUAAACUAGAUUCUGCAUGAAUAAACGUGAAUAGCUGGUGCCAAUUCACUCUAAUGGAUUCGAAAUAUUGGCUGCGGUUGUCUGGGUAAUCACUCUCUGAUGUCUCAUUAAAUAAAUUGGGAAGAUGUUCACUUUUGGUUAAGUUGCGAAAACGAUAUCGACACUUUUGAAGAAUGAUUCACCUGCUAUAUUGAGAAGUUCUCAGCAAAAUUCGCCGAGUAUACUUUGGAACAGAGAAAAACAAAUACAGUCAACCUGUCACUAAAUGGCAUAAAAGCAAUUUGAAAUAUUUUGCAUGUUUAACAUCCCUAUGUGUAUAAUUUGCAUUAUGAUAGGUUGAUUUACUUUUAACUAAUCGAGCCUUUAAGAUUGCAGAUUUUACUUCACUUGCAAUGAGAUUUUACAUAGCCAGCUUUCUUUUUCAACUAAGCUGGUACUCAUUUAAAAACCAAUCAAUUAUCGGCACACACAUGACGGAAAUAUGCACGAGGAAUUGUUAGCAUCUGAGACCCUAUGCCUCAAAAAAAAAAUAAUACAUCUCUUCUUCUUAUGAAUCAAAAGUCAAUUAUGGAAACCCUGCAUGUAGCCAAGCAUAUUUCGUCUUGAUAACUUGUUUUGAUGGAAACUAAAAACGGAGAGUGUAUUCAAAUUGAUGGAUCGUCUUAAAUUUGCCUCAGGUCCGACUUCCGCAACACCUGCUUAAAAGUGUUUCGUGAGAAUGAUUUUCUGUAUAGUUCUUUUAUUCACAACAAACACAACUUCCUAUUCAGACUAAAAUAAGAUGAAUUACUUUUGCCGAAUGAAAGAUUUUUUUCUUUCCAAUCGUUAUGACAUCAAUGUCCAACUCGGCCGCACUCACGCUAUAGUUUAAUUUGCAUUUUGCAACAUAAACUAUCUUAAAUAUCUUUUUCUCUUUGGCUCUCUUAACUUCGGCGAGAUUAAAAGCCACACUGCUUUCACACUUUCACACUUUCACACUGCUGUUUUCACCACAAACUGGCCAUUAAAAUUAUUUGAGAUGCGGUAAUAUGAGAACGAAAUUUUAACUUAAGUUGCACCCGUAUAGUAAUUAUUUCAACGCACGAAAUGAAAAUAGAAGGCAAAGUUUAGAAAAAAAAAUUGAAAGCAUCAAUUAUGGAUAGAAGACACUCUCAGGAACAAUACGUUGGUGUAGUAAAGAGCCUCUUGAAUAAGGGAAAAAAUAAUUAACAGUGGAAAAGCAUUAAAUUCUACAUAGAUGUGAAAAAGUUCUCUUCAUUCAGCCGGAGAAUAGUGUUAAUCAUUAUCUAUACAAGAUUGAAUAGUUUUGUUGCGCGAUGAUCCCACCAUUUUCGCCUUCAUUGUCAAAGAUAACAAAGUUCGAUUCUCCUAAGACGCCUCCAUACAGCUGCUCAAUAACAGGGGUUUCAGUAACUUUCCCAUAAACGGCUACCGAUGGUUUAAUAGGUGACUGUGCACCGGCGAAACUUAAACACGAAUUUUUUAUAUUAUCAAAUUUGUGGGAAGAGGGCCUGCGAAUCCAAGCCCAGGAAUUUAAGCCUACUUUCCCCUCCCCAAUCAUGAGAAUUGUCAUGCAUAUGCCGUGUUACAAAACAAAUUAACAAACCUUCUUAUGUAAGAGUGCAAGUUUUUGCUAAAAAAAAAUCUUGUGAAAAUUACCAAUGUAUUUCUCUUUCUAAAAUAAAAGCCUUUUUUUCUUUUUUUUCUUUUCAACAGGGUUUUCGACCGUGACGGCAACGGUUACAUUUCCGCAGAGGAGUUACGUUAUGUGGUGACUUCUUUCGGGGAGGUGCUCAGUAAUGAAGAAGCCGAAGAAUUGAUUGCCAUGUUUGACAAAAAUAACGAUGGUCAGCUGGAGUAUGAAGAGUUUGUAACUUGGGCUAAAAACUCCUUAGCUGAAUAUCUUAAAUCUUUGUGAUUAAGUUAAUACUUCCUUGUAAUUGUUCCAAAGCAGCCAUAGGUUUCAUACCGCUGAACUUUCAUUUAGCUUUGUCAGGUGAAUUUAAUAGCUAUAUCAUUUGUAUUUAAAACUUAGAGCGCUUGAGUUAUUGUAUGGCAAAAUCACGUCCAUAAACAUUGGACUGGUAUACCUUUGCGUUUGGCUUAUGAUCGACGGGGAGGGGGCUUAUUUCUGUGGGGCUGGUAACAGGAGCCUUAAAUUGUUGUCACAAAUGUAGCUUACAAAUAUUACACUCGAGAUUAAAAAAAUCGACUCCUUG
Messenger RNA from Pocillopora meandrina, 3221 nucleotides. NCBI's taxonomy places the organism in Eukaryota, Metazoa, Cnidaria, Anthozoa, Scleractinia, Pocilloporidae. The record is from the annotation of a GenBank genome assembly.